Molecule: messenger RNA, 3313 nt
Organism: Panicum virgatum (switchgrass)
Lineage: Eukaryota; Viridiplantae; Streptophyta; Magnoliopsida; Poales; Poaceae
Product: nuclear poly(A) polymerase 4-like
Exons: 12
Coding region: 726-2798 (690 amino acids)
Cellular component (GO): nucleus
Molecular function (GO): poly(A) RNA polymerase activity; RNA binding
Source: RefSeq, a predicted model, not a curated record
CCCCGGAAAAUAUCUGAUUAGCCCCCCUCCGGGAAAAGAUCUCCCUCCCUCCCUCCCUCCACCGCUCCCCGGCGAGGAAGUAGACCGACGGAUAGCCCACAGAACGCACGCUCUCCCCCCUCCCUUUCUCUCUCCACCUCCCUCCGCCCACUCCCACCCCCUACCUAUUCGCCGCCCCUCUCUCUCCUCCCACGACCCUCCCCCGCCGCCCGCGCCUAGGCCUAGGGUUCCGCCGCCCCGCCACCUCCCCUCCCUCCCGGCCGCCGCGGGCGGCGGAUCGCCGGAUCCGCCCCGAUCCGGACUGGAUGGUCCGCCCCGGCCGCGCCGCUCCGAUCUGAUCCGGCCGGCGGCGUUCCCGCGGGGGUUCGGGACUUUCUGGGCGGCGAGGGGGUCGCGCUGGGCUGCGUUCCGGAUUCGCGCGCCAGGCGGUUUCCUCCGCGCAAUCCUACUCGGAGUCGCCGCCGCCCCCGCGCUCGCGCCCGGGUGUCUAUAAGGAAGGGGUCGGGCGCUCCAGGUUGAGCCCCCCGGGAAGAGAUCGCGCCGUGCCUCAUCUCUCCGCGGAGAAGUCUGCGAUUUUGUGGCGGCGCGCCCGUGUGUUCGCGGCGGGUUUCCCGGCGCCCGAUCCGCGCCGGUUACUUUCCUGGCCUCCGUUGGGGGUGUGGGGGGAUUGCUCUGUUGCCGCGUCGCCUGAGGAGGGUUUUGAGCGCUCCUGCGUUUUUAGUCCCAUGGCGGACGGCGCUGAUGCCCCGAAGCAGUUCGGGAUAACCAAGCCGUUAUCGCUGCUUGGGCCGGUGGAGGCGGAUCUCCAGAGGACGGCGGAGUUGGAGAAGUUCUUGGUUGAGGCUGGCCUAUAUGAGAGCGCCGAGGAGUCUGCUAAGCGGGAGGAGGUGCUGGGGAAGCUUGGCCAGAUUGUAAAAGACUGGGUGAAGCAAUUAACUAGUCAGAGAGGAUAUACCGAUCAAAUGGUUGAAGAGGCGAAUGCUGUACUUUUCAACUUUGGGUCCUAUCGUCUAGGGGUUCAUGGACCUGGGGCUGAUAUUGAUACUCUUUGUGUAGGACCUUCAUAUGUGAAUCGUGAGGAAGAUUUUUUUAUCGUGCUGCAUGAGAUUUUAGCACAAACAGAGGAUGUGACCGAGCUACAACCUGUGCCUGAUGCACAUGUCCCUGUUAUGAAAUUUAAGUUCCAUGGAAUAUCAAUUGACCUUCUUUAUGCCAGUGUCUCCCUCUUAGUGGUACCAGCUGACUUGGAUAUCUCUCAAGGAUCAGUACUUUAUGAUGUUGAUGAAGCAACUGUCCGUAGUCUUAAUGGCUGCAGAGUAGCAGACCAAAUUCUUAGACUUGUUCCAAAUAUUGAGAAUUUCUGCACAACAUUAAGAUGUUUAAAGUAUUGGGCAAAAAGAAGAGGUGUUUACUCAAAUGUUACUGGUUUUCUUGGUGGUGUCAACUGGGCUUUACUGGUUGCACGUGUCUGCCAGCUCUAUCCUAAUGCUGUGCCAAGUAUGUUGGUCUCACGAUUCUUUAGGGUUUUUACCCAGUGGCGGUGGCCAAAUCCGGUUAUGCUUUGUUCCAUUGAAGAGGAUGAACUUGGUUUCCCUGUUUGGGACCCACGCAAAAAUCCUCGGGAUAAAUGUCAUCAUAUGCCCAUUAUAACCCCUGCAUACCCGUGCAUGAACUCGAGCUAUAAUGUUUCGACAAGCACACUGAGGGUCAUGAUGGAGCAAUUUCAGUUUGGUAAUAAAAUUUGCCAGGAAAUUGAAAUGAAUAAGGCCAGCUGGUCUGCUCUUUUUGAGCCUUUUCAAUUUUUCGAAGCAUACAAGAAUUAUCUACAGGUUGACAUCAUCGCGGAGGAUGAUGAAGACCUUAGACUUUGGAAGGGAUGGGUGGAAUCUCGACUGCGGCAACUAACUUUAAAGAUUGAACGUGAUACAUAUGGAAUGCUGCAGUGUCAUCCUUACCCACAUGAGUAUGCAGAUCCCUCUAGACAAUGUGCUCAUUGUGCUUUCUUCAUGGGCUUAUCAAGGAAAGAAGGUGUGAAAAUACAGGAAGGUCAACAGUUUGAUAUUCGUGGAACUGUCGAUGAGUUUAGGCAUGAAAUAAACUUGUAUAUGUUCUGGAAGCCUGGGAUGGAGUUAGCUGUUUCUCAUGUUCGGAGGAAGCAGAUCCCAGCUUAUGUAUUUCCAGAGGGUUAUAAGAGACCACGCCCUUCGAGACAUGUCAACCAUCAGCAGCAGUCAAACAAAAACGACCCUGAAGAUGGUUCAGCGACCAGAUCUCCGGACAGUCAGCUGAAGAGAAAGCAUGAUUCUGCUGGAACUGAUGAUGCUGAACCUGGCAGGUCUGCCAAGAGGUCAUCUGUCAGCCCAGCUCAUCCAAAAAAUUCAUCACCUCAAUCUGGGAAUGUUGGCGAUGAAACUGCAUGUAACAACCAAAUAAAAAGGGCUUCUAGUGAUGCGAGUGGUGGUAGCCAGGCUUCACCACAGGUAUCUGAGAGAAGCCCCGAUCCUGUUGCGUCUGUGCCCAGGUGUGCGGCAAUUGGAGCACUGUGUUCUGAUGAUGCAACUAGUAAGCAUGGUAUUCCUCUUGUUGAGGACUGCACCACCCCAAAUGUAGCUGUAUGCACAACUUUAAAGCGGGUAGCUGAGAAAGUUGUAUCAGAACUAGUUGGAAGUGAAAGGUUGGGAAGCACCAAUAGUGCUGAGUUCCUGGAGAGUAUGGAAAAAGAUGUCCUCGCUGAAAAUGUGCAUUUUGGUGGGAAUGGAGUUGCACAGGGUGGCCUUCCUGAAGAGUUAGAGGUAUGAACUUGGAUGCGUCGUGGAAGUCAUUACUGAGGGUUUGUGUGGCAUCAACUGCAUGAGAUUGGAAAAAAGAUGGUGAUGGACAAUUUCUGCCACCCUGCUGGAGUGGAAUGGUAAGUUGCUGAACUCACAAGUUUCCUUCUGGACACAGAUCUGCAAGCAUGGGGGUUUCGUGGAGAUGUGGAUGUUCAUGUCAAGCAACGACAUGGCAAAAGAAGAACAAAAAUCUCUUCGUUGAUGGGCACAAGUUGCUUGCUUGCUUGUAUGGUAGAUCUGCAUGGACGAUCAGUCUUCAGUUUUUACUUGUUGAGCAGCUGGCUCUUGUGUAUGAACUGAGCUGUAGCAAGCUUCUCUGAGUUGACUCGUUUGAUUCUCGGAGAUACCUUGCCCCACCAUGCUUUAGGUCUAGAAUAGAACUAGAUGGGAUGCUGUGUUCCUUAAGGCCCUUUGUACCUUUCCUCCCCCUUGUAAUAUAGGAUUUUGACUGAUUCUUAUGUGUUGAUGUAUGAUUUGUGCUU